Messenger RNA from Labrus bergylta (ballan wrasse), 3022 nucleotides. RefSeq names its product histone-lysine N-methyltransferase SETDB1-B. Gene Ontology annotation, biological process: negative regulation of gene expression; heterochromatin organization. Gene Ontology annotation, molecular function: histone H3K9 methyltransferase activity. The record is from RefSeq and is a predicted model, not a curated record. Gene Ontology annotation, cellular component: nucleus. NCBI's taxonomy places the organism in Eukaryota, Metazoa, Chordata, Actinopteri, Labriformes, Labridae.
AAACACAAUACAUCAACGAAGAAGAACCCAAUAUCAAAAUGGUGGACGUGGUUGAUGCUAAUUCUGCUUAAUAACAAUAUACUUGGCGGGGUUAAACAUUGUAAAGUCUUUUGCAUAAUAUUUUCUAGUCGUAACGCGAAACCAAGACGACCCUAAACUUGUUCUGUUUCUAUUAGCAAGCUAAUUAGCAGUAGGAGUCGGCUAGUGGAGCUAGUGAACAGCUGCCAAACAAAAGAGACCGUCAAACUACUUCAACAUCUGUGCGACUGUAACAUCAUCACUUUGAAGCGGAUAACCAGUGCACAACAGGCUUCUGCUGGAGCUCAAACCUGAACUCUGGAUGGCAUGUGUGUGUUGCAGAGGUCAUGGAGGUGGAUGAGAUGGAGAUAAGACUUUCCGAGGUCAAAGGUGAAUUAAAGGAUGACGGACAUAUGUUAUAUUCCACAGGCAAGUCUUCUUCCUCCUCAAAUGAAACUCUGAGCAGGAAGAGACAACGGGAGGACUGUUCUGACUCUCUUGGUGAUGUGAAAAAAGCAGUGGUGGUCUUGACUAGACUCCCGGACUAUAAGAUCAGCGCUCUGCGACCACCGACGCCUCCACAGUUCUACAGUGAAGACGAAUCCCUCAGCAGCUCUGAAUCCGAUUUGCAGUGGGAACCAGGAAACGAUUCAAGUGGCUCUGAUAAGUCAAAGUCGAAGAAAACACAAACAAAUGGACAACGCCCAAAGAGUUCAACAAGUGGAGCAUCUGCAUCUGUACCACAACCAUCCCCUAUAAUCAUAUCAACAGCUUUUGGCAUUUCCCCCGAUGAAACCAGAAACGUCCGACCCGACCUGCCAGACGAUGAGAUCACUGUGGACAUGAUGGUCCUGGCCAGGAAGAGACACAUGCGAUGGCAGCGGGGAAAAAUAGUGGAGAUAAUAACAAAGGAUGUUUUAUUUUCAGAAGAUGGACACGUAAAGUACAAAGUACAAUUUGAAGAAAAGGGGAAGAGCCUCGUAUCUGGCCAUCACAUCGCCUUUGACGCCAUACCGAAGCGGGAGCAGCUUUAUGUCGGUGCUCGUGUGGUGGUCAAUUGUCAAGACAACGCGUCCCACUUUCAGACUGGUAUCAUGGUGGAGCUGCCCAGCAGAAGGAACCGUUUAAGGUUCUUGGUCUUCACUGAUGAUCACGUGCCCAUCUAUGUUGGUUUACCUUUACUUCACCUCGUAUGCAGACCACUGGAAGACCCUUUAGAUGACCUUAGAGACGGCCCACACAAGACCUUUAUGACUCGGUACUUGAAGGACUGGCCGCGUCCACAUUUAACCGUGUACAAGGCUGGACAGAGCAUUAGUGUUGACUUGAAUGGAGUCGAGCAGAGGUGUGAGGUGCAGGAGAUCGACUCGAGCUUAAUGCAGGUUGUUUUUAAGGAAAACCAAGAAAAGGAGUGGAUCCAUCGAGGCUCCACGCGACUUGAACACAUGAGACGAAUAUUUAGUGUAAGAGAAUCGGAGGAGGAGCAGCAAAGGGAUAGUUCUGACUGAAAGCCCACUGACAUUUUUUCAGAAUAUUCUUUAGGGAUGUGAUUCUUCUGGAUUUAUAUGGAAUUAUCAUUUUUCUGACCAGACUUAAUUUGUCCAUGACGGUGUUUUACAACCAUAAGCUGUCUCUGAAAGUGUCGCCCAGGUGUAUUUCUGGCAGCCUUGUAGAUACUUUUUCCACCAUUUUUACUUUUUUAAUCUGCAUAGAAUCAGCAUCUAAGAAAGACAAACUGCACACGCACUCCGCUCAAGCCCAUGUUUGUUAGAGGCAUCUAUAUACUAUACUGCAGGUGAUCAGAGAGAGACAGAGAGAGAGAGCUGUUGGAAAAUCUCUUCUUAAAUUCAAUUCAUUGCUUUGAUGCUGUUUAUAUUGUUUGUGCAGCUCAAUGCUGCCAUGUUACUCUGAACUCUCUGAACAGCUGUGAUAACGGAAUCACAGGUGAAACUGUUAACUUGAAAGGGAGAUGUGUUGUUUGGGUAAAAUCUUCCAUUAUUUAACAGUAUAACCAGGAUGGUGUCAUUUAUUUCUGUGCAUGCUACUCAAAGCAGCUCUCUGUUUCUCUCUCUCUCUCUCUCACACACACAAACACAAACACACAGAGACGCACACACAGUUCAGGCAGGUACAUGUUGGUUAUUAUGGUUGAAGGUACUCUGUCUGCCAUGAAGACGUUGUCCCAGACCCCUAUUCUAAGAGAAAUAAAGAUUCCAGGACAUGAAAGUAAAGGUCACUUCUCCACUUCAUGACAUUGUGUCAUAAAAACACACUUAAAUGUUUGUCAUCUUUUAAGUGCAUGACCAAACUAAACUAACUCUUUUAAUACCGUACAAAACUUAAUAUUACUACUUGUAUAAAACUAUAGCUUUAGAAAAUCUGCAAGGCUGAAAUAUUGCAGAAACAGGAAAAAGACUAAAUUGAUCAGAAUGCCGGGAAAGAAAUGUCUGGUUCUGAAAAUGUUCCAGGCGAGACCACUAGAGUGCAACAUCUCAUCUAUUUUCGUUAUGUUUGCCCCAACUCUUGAUAUUAAUGCUAGGCACAUUUAGUGGCAGGCCUAAGUCAGAAUGUGGAGCAUUUUUCAAACCACAAAAUGCAGAUUCUUCUAUAAAUGUGCUUUGAGAUGAGAAUAAACUCCACAUAAUAAAAAUGCUCUGAUGGUUUAGUUAUUGAUAUAUAUUUGUUAGUGUGCUGUAUCUCUUUAAAAGCUUUGAAAAGGAUUCUGUUUGUUGUUAUAUUGUAAAAAAUACAAGGGGGGGGGAAGUUUUUCGUUUUACAAAGGCCUCAUUUUAAAGCUCCUGUGUGAACUUUAACUUGAUAUGAAACAGGCUUAAAUGUAUACUGAUGCAUGUGACAAAAGCUAUCAAAACCAUAAUUGAUAAGACUGAUUAUUUAUCUGUAAUGAUUCAUUUUGACUGCAUUUGUGUAAGCAAGUACCCUUUAGUAUACAGAAAGCUUUAAUAUUUUUUAUAUUGUUUCGCAUCAUAAAUAUAUAUAUUUUUAA